Molecule: messenger RNA, 1482 nt
Organism: Juglans microcarpa x Juglans regia
Lineage: Eukaryota; Viridiplantae; Streptophyta; Magnoliopsida; Fagales; Juglandaceae
Exons: 6
Coding region: 120-1250 (376 amino acids)
Source: RefSeq, a predicted model, not a curated record
CAUCAAAAACUCAAAACCAAGUGCACAACACUCUCAGAUAUUUCUCUCUCUCUCUCUCUGGAUCUUUGACUUUUGGGGUGAUUUUGUUGCUGGGUUUUGGUGGGUAAUUUGUGGUGGAAAUGGCUGGGGGCGUGAACAGGAAGAUAUCGGCAGCGUCUGCCAGAGCUCACACCAGAAGAGCUAAGCAAAAAAGUUCCUUUCAGCUUCCCUCAGGGCUCUUAAAGAAAACAACAGUUUUGUUUUUGGUGGGGUUUCUAGCAUGGGCUUAUAAGGCAGUCCAACCUCCUCCACCGAAGAUAUGUGGUUCUGCUGAUGGUCCCCCUGUUACAGCACCAAGGAUCCAACUUAGUGAUGGAAGGCAUUUGGCCUACAAAGAGCAUGGUGUGCCUAAAGAAAUGGCGACCCAUAAAAUUGUCUUCGUCCAUGGUUAUGAUUCUUGCAGGCAUGAUGCUGUUGUCGCCAAAACUCUAUCCCCGGAUAUAGUUGAAGAGUUAGGGAUCUACAUUGUUUCUUUUGACAGACCUGGUUAUGGGGAGAGUGAUCCUAACCCAAAGAGAACAGUGAAGAGCAUGGCUUUGGAUAUAGAAGAGCUUGCUGAUCAAUUGGGAGUCGGAUCCAAAUUCUAUGUAAUUGGUUUCUCCAUGGGUGGGCAGGUUGUUUGGAGUUGCCUCAAGUACAUACCUCACAGGCUAGCAGGAGUGGGACUAUUAACUCCAGUGAUUAACUACUGGUGGCCUGGUUUUCCUGCAAAUUUAUCUAGUGAAGCCUACAACCAACAGUUACAGCGAGAUCAAUGGGCACUUCGUGUUGCUCACCAUGCACCCUGGCUCACCUACUGGUGGGAAACACAAAAAUGGUUCCCUACUCUUAGCGUUGCAGCUCUUAGUCCUGAUAUCCUUUCUCACCAGGAUAGAGAACUCAUGUCUAAGCGUUCCGAUAGGGAAAACUAUGUGGCACUGGUAAGACAGCAAGGAGAAUACGAGUCCCUCCAUCGUGACGUGAAUGUUGGAUUUGGGACCUGGGAGUUCAGUCCCAUGGAUCUGGAAAACCCAUUUCCAAACAAGGAAGGUUCAGUCCACCUGUGGCAGGGAGAUGAAGAUAUGAUUGUGCCCGUUACACUGCAACGUUACAUUGUGCAACGGCUACCAUGGAUUCACUAUCACGAGUUAGCAGGAGCUGGGCACCUGUUUCCCCAUGCUGAUGGAAUGAGUGAUAGUAUCGUCAAGGCAAUAUUGGUAGGGGAGAAGUAGGCUUCCACAUAUGUAAUGGGCUACCCCCGGUGAAUGCCUGGUCAAUGCAUGGGGUUCAUGUUGAGUGGAAGAGCAGGAGCUGGUUGUUGUCAGAAAAAAAAAAACACAGCUAAUGACGGAGUUUGUAAUGAAAACGUUAAAAAGUUUGGAGUUUACACAUGCAUGUUAUGAGCGUAUUUAUUUACACCGUCUUUCAUGAGACAGGCGAAAUUAGUGGGUGACUUUUUGUUCA